Molecule: messenger RNA, 2199 nt
Organism: Panicum hallii
Lineage: Eukaryota; Viridiplantae; Streptophyta; Magnoliopsida; Poales; Poaceae
Exons: 2
Coding region: 956-1825 (289 amino acids)
Source: RefSeq, a predicted model, not a curated record
CGCCCCAGGAGGCUGCUGCUGUGGCGGCGGCUGGGGCCGAUGCGGCGGACGAGAACCCCUUCGACUUCCUCGACGCCGUCGCCGCAGAGGACGGCGCCGUCGACGCGGAGGACGGCCCCGUCGACGACGUCCACUCUCACACGUUCAUCCUGAAUGGGGUCGUCUUCGACGGGAACGACGACCUCGACCCCUGACGCGCCCAUCUUCCACGGCCAUUACCUCGACCCCGUCGUCGCCGUCAACCCUGACGCGCCCAUCUUCGACGGCCACCUAGACCACACGCCGCCCCGGAGGACGAGAACACCGAGAUAGAUAGCUCACCUCUAUGGCAUGGACCUUCUGCAGGCCGAGGAGGACGACCAAGAGGAUCAUGCCCUCGUAUCCGAUUCUGAUGGCUCCUAUCACUAUUCAGACGACGAGGCAGAUACAGUGCAGGCCAGGUAUUUUCAUAUCUGCAGUUUGACUCAGGUUGAUCACAUCAGAUGCUACCCCAGGAGGUACUCCAGAGUCAUACAUUUCAUUCUCUCAUCAUUCUGUUUCGGAGAAGCAAAAGAGAUGCUAAAUGGCAUACAGAGGGCGCUCAUAGAUCAAGGUUGUCGGUCUGUUAGGAAUUUUGGGAGGCUUGAGCAAGCUGACGAUCUCAACACCACACUUGGGAGAGUCUACAGGAAACUUCUCAAUGUUGGCAGGCUCUUCCAGCAGCGCCUGAUCGACCUAGAUCUACCUUCUUCACUAUCAGAGUUCGUCCAAGAGCUGGCGUUGGACGGGGUCCACAUACAACCACCCAAUGUUACCAAUCAUGUCAACGCCAUCACCAUUGGACUGAAGGCAAUGAUUGAUUCAGUUUCCACUGCUGCUGGUGGUUAUGUCCAAUUUGCUGGCCCUGUAGACUAUACUGAGCUUAACCAUUGUGCGCAGUAUAUUAUGAGGAGGAUAAAGGCCCUUGGUCAGCAACAUGUUAAUUAUCCUUCAGAUGUUGAUCCAGUUGAGGCUUUUCCACAGGAUGAUGAGAUGCUGCCCCCCCGUGCUUAAUGGCAGUGAGGAAGAGGACAAGGAGGGCAAGGAGGAGGAAAAGCAGGACUUUGCAGAGACUUAUGUUCCAUAUUUUGAUCUUGACCAGCUACCAGAUGAUGAGAUUGACCCUGAGGUGCAUUCGUGGGUCUCUGACUCUGAUGACUCGUGUGAUCAGUAUGAUGAUGAUGAUAACAUCAUGGUUCAGGAUAUCCUCAUCAGGGGUCUAAUAAACCUGCAAUAUAUUAGGAACUUCCCCAAGAAGUACUCACACUGCCAAUACUACAUUAUUGCAUCCUUUUGUUUUGCUGGCAUACCAGAACUCCUGCAUGGAAUAAGAGAAGAGUCCGAGAAGUUGUCCUGGUUAUGGGUGGGCAACAUGGAGCGUCUUAGGCAAGCUUACGACAUCAGAGCUACACGUGGCCACAUUUGCCUUGAUCUCGAGGCCAUCAGGAAGCUUCUUCAUUGCGGUCGGAUAGACCAAGUUCUUGUCGAUUCCUUGGCUGGCUCCUUGAUGCAUCUGGAUUUCACAAGUACGAGGCUGCAACCGCAUUUUAUUCGGUACUUCGUGGAUAACAUUGCAACUUGCCUUCAGGACUUCUUAAGUGCUAUACCUUCAGAUGCUGCUGUGGUGUGGGCUGCUGAGCCACCAUACUUGGAUGAUUUGGCAGUUCUGAAGUCACACUUAGAAUUUGUCACUGAGAGAGUGGAUGCACUUGAGAAUCAGCAUGUGUACUACCUGAAAAACAUCAAGCGUCCUGAGUUAUUGUCUCCCUUGCCUGGGCCCGCUCCAUUGCCCUUCGCAUAUCCAUAGCUGUCCUCAAAACAUAUUGGAGGCCUAUGAUGCUGGCAGUUGAUUGAAGAGAAUGAAGAGCCUGCUUAGCACUCAUCACAAAGAAGUUGUUUUUUUCCUUUCUUUUAGAUUGCGAGGCAAGGUUCAGAGAAUGAAGAGCCUGCUUAGCACGCAUCACAAAGAAGUUAUUUUCAGAAAGCUUGUCAGUCUGUUCUAUAGCUUACAAACCGCUGAAAGCGUUAUGUUCCAAAAACGCUCCGGUGAUUUUGCACUGACGUGGAUUAUAUUUAAGAGUUACGAGUUGGGUCAUAGCUUGAAUGCAUGUUGCUGCUGCUUUAAACUCUGUACAUUUCUCCUGGUACCUGAAAUUUACCGUCGAUGUUCUGUUGAAACUU